AUACGCACGUCGUAGCAGUGUUUUGAAUCAGGAGUAUCGCAAAUGUUUCGAAUCGCUGUUUCGAGAAACGUACAAGCGCAAAGCAUGCUGGUACUUGGCUGUCAUGGCGCCGUACACAAACACACCGGGGGAAAAAAACAUCAACUGAGCACUGAGUUCUUUUAACUUGGAUGAUUUUUGUUCUGUUUAUGAGACUUGAGAGACUGACAGAAAAACGCCAUCAUGUCUGGUGGCAAUAAAGCCAUAGAGCUGCAGAUGCAGAUGCGUCAAAACGCAGAUGAUCUUCAUAACUUUAUAAAAGAACUCGACAGCUGGGAAGAGGACAUAAAGAAAAAAGAUGAACAGCUUCGUGCAGGAAACCUAGAAGACCCUCAGAAAACUCUCCCACCUGUAAGAAACAAGGAUUACAAGAAGAAGCGCAAGGUCAGAAGUAAAGCCCCUGCUGAGAACGCUCAAGGGGAGGAGAAGCCAGUACAAAGAAUAAAAUCACACGACUACAAAUCUUGGGACAAAUUUGACGUGGAGAAGGCCCUUGAGGCACUGGACAAAGAAGUCAGCCCAGCUGAAUCUAAUGACUCUGACUCUGAGGAAGCGCAAGUGGACAGAGACUCAGCCAUGAAGGAGAAGGAGAAGGGUAACGAGUUUUUCAAAGGUGGAAAGUAUGACGAGGCAAUUGAGUGCUAUACGAGAGGUAUGAGCGCAGAUCCGUACAGCCCCGUUCUGCCCACAAACCGAGCGGCCUGCUUCUUCAGACUCAAAAAGUAUGCCGUUGCCGAGUCGGACUGUAACCUGGCCAUAGCACUGGACAGGAAAUACGUUAACGCUUAUAGCCGAAGAGGAGCUGCUCGCUUUGCUCUUAAAAACCAUCAAGGCGCUGUCGAAGAUUAUGAAAUGGUUCUGAAGUUGGAUCCAGAGAACCUUGAUGCUCAGAACGAGAUAAAGAAACUGAACCAGGUUUUAGGAUCUCAAAAGCAGGAAGAAGGGCAGAUGGAGAAGACAGUGGCUGAGGUGCCGCUUACUGAGGCUGUAAAACCGAAGCAGCUGGAGAUGGAACAGCAGAGAAGACAAGAGGCGAUGGUGCAAAAAGAUAGGGGCAAUGCUUACUUUAAAGAGGGAAAAUACGAGGCAGCUGUGGAGUGCUACACUAAAGGCAUGGAGGCUGAUGCCACAAACGUUCUGCUUGCUGCUAACAGGGCCAUGGCAUACCUCAAACUUGAGAGGUAUGCUGAGGCAGAAGAAGACUGCACCAAAGCAGUUGCUUUGGACAACACCUACUCAAAGGCGUUUGCUCGACGAGGCACAGCCAGAGUGGCCCUGGGAAGACUUUCUGAAGCCAAAGCUGAUUUUGAGCAGCUCCUGAAGCUCGAACCUGGAAACAAGCAAGCGUUGAACGAGCUCAAAAAACUCAACAUGGAGACGAUGCCUUCUGGGCUGCAACAAGCAGAUGGUACACAAAAAAGAACAAUUCAGCCAAUCGACAAACCAGAACACCUCAGAUCCACAAAACCAUUGAAAAGAAUAGAGAUCGAGGAAGUUGGCGGAAAUCUCACAUCUAUAGCCGAACCUCAGACAGUCACAGCCAAGGCAAGCGCUUCAAGGUCUGGGACAUUAUCUGCUGCAUCAGCUUCUUCAUCAGAGAGAGAGAUGAAAUGUGAGGCCUCUCCAUGCUCAUCCUUCCCUUUUGCUAAGAUCCAGAAGAUAGAGGAGGUAUCACAGUCUCCUUCAGAACCAGCAGCCAAAUACCCAGAUGGAGAUUCCUUUGGAAAGCAAAAUGUAUUGCAGAAAGAGGAAAAAGUUCCCGGUAAAACAGACCAAUCAUUAUCAUUGUCUUCCUCUUCAGUCCAGCUUGAAGUUAUUCCUCCACCCCCACCUAACAGCUUCCAGCUAGAAGCAGAUCUAAGGAAGAUGGGUAAUCACUCUGAACUUACCUACAAGUAUUUAAAGCAAAUUCAGCCUGAUGCUUUUCAAACUAUUUUCAAAAACUGUGUGGAGCCUGAUAUUCUUAAUACGAUUUUGAAAGUACUUCAGAGUUUUUACACCAAAAAUGAGGACCCAUCAGUCAUAUUGGCCAUCUUGAAAAGCUUGUCAAGUGUGAGAAGAUUUGACAUGGCUAUCAUGUUUAUGUCAUCUACUGAAAAGCAAGUGUUGCAGGAGCUGUUUCAAUGCAUUUCACAUGCUGGACUGGAGGACGACUCUGUCCAGGCUCUAAAGAAGAAAUAUGGAGUAUAACUUGUGUUGUCGAGGAACAGAGGAGAGGAACUGGACUCUGUAUUAGUGGCAGUCAAAACAAGUCUGUUACUGUUAAGUCAUGAAUGUUUCGGUGAUCUAACAUCUUACACCUCACAUAUGGAGUUAAAUUAAACAUUUUUGACAGUGA
Messenger RNA from Ictalurus furcatus (blue catfish), 2377 nucleotides. It is a transcript of the gene rpap3, whose product is annotated as RNA polymerase II associated protein 3. NCBI's taxonomy places the organism in Eukaryota, Metazoa, Chordata, Actinopteri, Siluriformes, Ictaluridae. The coding region runs from base 223 to 2229 and encodes 668 amino acids. The transcript has 17 exons. The record is from RefSeq and is a predicted model, not a curated record. Gene Ontology annotation, molecular function: protein binding.